This is a messenger RNA of Sphenostylis stenocarpa, 1110 nucleotides long. Lineage: Eukaryota; Viridiplantae; Streptophyta; Magnoliopsida; Fabales; Fabaceae. The record is from the annotation of a GenBank genome assembly.
AUGGAACCCGAUUCUAAUGCCACCACCAUAACCAUAAACGUCAAGUUCAAUGGUGAGACCAUACCUAUCUCAGUUUCACCCAACUCAACCAUCAAAGACCUCAAGUCCCUUCUUCUAGUUUCCACCAAUGUCCUCCCUAGGGGCCAGAAACUCAUCUUCAAAGGUAAGGUUUUGGAAGACCCCGUGGCUUUGACUGCAUCCAACUUGACUAAUGGAUCCAAAAUCAUGCUUGUGGCUUCUCAAGGUUUAUAUCAAGGGGAUGGCCCCAUCUUGAAGAAAGCUCAGGUUGUUCCCAAAUCGAGGAAAGAUAGUCACUCUGGCUCUAGCAAUGAGGUGAAGAAAAUUCCUGCUAAGAACAGGAUGGAACGAUGGAAAGCAACAGGAGUUGUAGCACUGUCUGAAAGCAAUUUGGAGGCCAUUCCUGAAGAAGUAUGGGUUUGUGGAUCUUCUACAAGAGUUCUAGAUUGCAACAACAAUUCAAUUAAAAAUGUCCCUGUUGAAAUUGCACGCCUUACAGGUCUAGAGAAACUAUUCAUGAAUUCAAAUGAGAUAGAUGAUCAAUCAAUUCGGUGGGAAGGACUAACAAAUCUGAAGUAUAUAACUGUAUUAUCAUUGAACCAUAACAAUUUAACCACUUUGCCAUCUGCGCUUGGAUCUCUUACCUCUUUGAAGGAGUUGCAUCUUUCCAAUAAUAAAUUGGGUGGCUUUCCAGAUGAAAUAGGGCAUCUGACAAAAUUAGAAGUUUUGCAAGCCAACAAUAAUAGGAUAAGUAUCAUCAGUGAUUCUAUUGGGAACUGCCAUUCUCUUGUUGAGGUUGAUUUCUCGUCAAAUUUUCUGUCAGAACUGCCAGAGACAUUUAGUAGUUUGAGUAAUUUGAAGGCAUUGCAUCUUAGUAACAAUGGGAUGAAAUCUCUCCCAUCUAAACUAUUCAAGACCUGUCUUCAGCUCUCCACACUGGAUCUCCACAAUACAGAAAUAACAAUGGAUCUCCUUCGCCAGAUUGAAGGGUGGGUCAAUUUUGACGAGCGACGCCGCUCAAAGCAUCAAAAGCAAAUCGAUUUCCGGGUUGGAGUUUCUAGAGAUUUUGAUGAAGGUGCUGAUAAAAACUAA